Rattus rattus (black rat) is the source of this 3480-nucleotide messenger RNA. It is a transcript of the gene Pold1, whose product is annotated as DNA polymerase delta 1, catalytic subunit. Gene Ontology annotation, cellular component: delta DNA polymerase complex. The record is from RefSeq and is a predicted model, not a curated record. Gene Ontology annotation, molecular function: 3'-5'-DNA exonuclease activity; nucleotide binding; DNA-directed DNA polymerase activity. Gene Ontology annotation, biological process: DNA-templated DNA replication; base-excision repair, gap-filling; DNA replication proofreading. The transcript is spliced from 27 exons. Lineage: Eukaryota; Metazoa; Chordata; Mammalia; Rodentia; Muridae.
CUCUGGGCCUGCGCGCGUAGGGUUCAUGGGUCACGGCGGCGUACCUUGUGGCGGGAAAAGCUGUUUGACGCGAUGGAUGGUAAACGGCGGCAAGCGCCCGGCUCUGGGGUGCCCCCAAAGCGGGCUUGCAAGGGCCUCUGGGAUGAAGAUGAGCCGUCGAAGUUUGAGGAGAACCUGGCGCUGCUGGAGGAGAUAGAGGCCGAGAAUCGGCUGCAGGAGGCUGAGGAGGAGCUGCAGCUGCCCCCUGAGGGCAUUGUGGGUGGGCAGUUUUCCACUGCAGACAUUGACCCACGGUGGCUGCGGCCCACCCCACUUGCCCUGGACCCCAGCACGGAGCCCCUCAUCUUCCAGCAGCUGGAGAUUGACCACUAUGUGGGCACAUCACCUCCCCUGCCAGAAGGACCCCCCGCAUCUCGUAACUCAGUGCCCAUACUGAGGGCCUUUGGGGUCACCGAUGAGGGCUUCUCCGUCUGCUGCCACAUCCACGGCUUUGCCCCCUACUUCUACACCCCUGCACCUCCGGGUUUCGGGGCUGAGCACCUGAGUGAGCUACAGCGGGAGCUGAACGCAGCCAUCAGCCGGGACCAGCGUGGUGGGAAGGAGCUCUCGGGGCCGGCAGUGCUAGCUAUAGAGCUGUGCUCCCGUGAGAGCAUGUUUGGGUACCAUGGCCACGGCCCUUCUCCCUUCCUCCGCAUCACCCUGGCACUACCCCGCCUGAUGGCGCCAGCCCGCCGCCUCCUGGAACAGGGUAUCCGAGUGCCAGGCCUGGGCACCCCGAGCUUCGCACCCUAUGAAGCCAACGUGGACUUUGAGAUCCGGUUCAUGGUGGAUGCUGACAUUGUGGGAUGCAACUGGUUGGAGCUCCCAGCUGGAAAGUACGUUCAGAGGGCAGAGAAGAAGGCUACACUGUGUCAGCUGGAGGUGGAUGUGCUGUGGUCAGACGUGAUCAGUCACCCACCAGAAGGGCAGUGGCAGCGCAUCGCACCCCUGCGUGUGCUUAGCUUCGACAUCGAGUGUGCUGGCCGAAAAGGCAUCUUCCCUGAGCCUGAGCGUGACCCCGUGAUCCAGAUCUGUUCUCUGGGGCUGCGCUGGGGUGAGCCAGAGCCCUUCUUGCGCCUAGCGCUCACGCUGCGGCCCUGCGCCCCCAUCCUGGGUGCCAAAGUACAGAGCUAUGAACGGGAAGAAGACCUGCUCCAGGCCUGGGCCACUUUCAUCCUCGCCAUGGACCCUGACGUGAUCACCGGCUACAACAUUCAGAACUUUGACCUCCCCUACCUCAUCUCUCGGGCACAAACCUUAAAGGUGGACCGAUUCCCUUUCCUGGGCCGUGUGACUGGUCUCCGCUCCAACAUCCGUGACUCCUCCUUCCAAUCAAGGCAGGUGGGCCGGCGGGACAGUAAGGUGGUCAGCAUGGUGGGUCGCGUUCAGAUGGAUAUGCUGCAGGUGCUGCUUCGGGAGUACAAGCUCCGCUCCUACACGCUCAACGCUGUGAGCUUCCACUUCCUGGGUGAGCAGAAGGAGGACGUACAGCACAGCAUCAUCACCGACCUGCAGAACGGGAAUGAACAGACGCGUCGCCGCUUGGCCGUCUACUGCCUGAAGGAUGCCUUCCUGCCGCUUCGCCUACUUGAGCGCCUUAUGGUGCUGGUGAACAAUGUGGAGAUGGCGCGUGUCACUGGUGUACCCCUUGGGUACCUGCUCAGCCGAGGCCAGCAGGUCAAGGUCGUGUCUCAGCUGCUGCGCCAGGCCAUGCGCCAGGGGCUGCUGAUGCCUGUGGUGAAGACGGAGGGAGGUGAGGACUACACAGGAGCCACUGUCAUUGAGCCCCUCAAAGGGGCCCAAGGGUAGGGGCUGGGUGGUGCUGACUUCCCCAAAUUCUCCCUCAGGUACUAUGACGUGCCCAUUGCCACCCUGGACUUCUCCUCUCUGUACCCAUCCAUCAUGAUGGCCCACAAUCUGUGCUACACCACAUUGCUACGGCCCGGGGCUGCCCAGAAGUUGGGCCUUAAACCAGAUGAGUUCAUCAAGACACCCACUGGGGAUGAGUUUGUGAAGGCAUCUGUGCGGAAGGGGCUCCUGCCCCAGAUCCUGGAGAAUCUGCUGAGUGCCCGGAAGAGGGCCAAGGCUGAGCUGGCUCAGGAGACGGACCCCCUGCGGCGACAGGUCUUGGAUGGACGGCAGCUGGCACUAAAAGUGAGUGCCAACUCUGUGUAUGGCUUCACUGGUGCCCAGGUGGGCAAGCUGCCGUGUUUGGAGAUCUCCCAGAGUGUCACUGGGUUCGGGCGGCAGAUGAUUGAGAAAACCAAGCAGCUAGUGGAGACCAAGUACACUCUGGAAAAUGGCUACGAUGCUAACGCCAAGGUGGUCUACGGUGACACUGACUCUGUGAUGUGCCGAUUUGGUGUCUCCUCUGUGGCCGAGGCAAUGUCUCUGGGGCGGGAGGCUGCAAACUGGGUAUCCAGUCACUUCCCAUCACCCAUCCGGCUGGAGUUCGAGAAGGUUUACUUUCCCUACCUGCUCAUCAGCAAGAAGCGCUAUGCCGGCCUGCUCUUCUCCUCCCGCUCUGAUGCCCAUGACAGAAUGGACUGCAAGGGCCUGGAGGCUGUGCGUAGGGACAACUGUCCCCUGGUGGCCAACCUUGUCACAUCCUCUCUGCGCAGAAUCCUCGUGGAUCGGGACCCUGAUGGUGCAGUAGCCCAUGCAAAGGAUGUCAUCUCGGACCUGCUGUGCAACCGCAUAGACAUCUCCCAACUGGUCAUCACCAAAGAGUUGACCCGCGCAGCAGCAGACUACGCGGGCAAGCAGGCUCAUGUGGAGCUGGCUGAGAGGAUGAGGAAGCGUGACCCCGGCAGUGCGCCCAACUUGGGCGACCGAGUCCCCUACGUGAUCAUUGGUGCUGCCAAGGGUGUGGCCGCCUACAUGAAGUCGGAGGACCCCCUGUUUGUGCUGGAGCACAGCCUGCCCAUUGAUACUCAGUACUACCUGGAGCAGCAGCUGGCCAAGCCGCUAUUGCGCAUCUUUGAGCCCAUUCUGGGUGAGGGCCGCGCGGAGUCAGUGCUGCUGCGCGGUGACCAUACACGCUGCAAAACCGUGCUCACCAGCAAGGUGGGCGGCCUUCUGGCCUUCACCAAGCGCCGAAACUCUUGUAUUGGCUGCCGCUCCGUAAUCGACCAUCAAGGAGCCGUGUGUAAGUUCUGUCAGCCACGGGAGUCUGAGCUCUAUCAGAAGGAGGUGUCACACCUGAAUGCCCUGGAGGAACGUUUCUCGCGCCUCUGGACACAGUGCCAGCGCUGCCAGGGCAGCUUGCACGAGGAUGUCAUCUGUACCAGCCGCGACUGUCCCAUCUUCUACAUGCGCAAGAAGGUGCGCAAGGACCUGGAGGACCAGGAACGGCUGCUGCAGCGCUUUGGACCUCCUGGCCCUGAGGCCUGGUGACCUGACAAGGGACAGGGAAUAAAGUUCAGACUUUUUGCUACUGGC